This is a messenger RNA of Danio rerio (zebrafish), 3986 nucleotides long. NCBI's taxonomy places the organism in Eukaryota, Metazoa, Chordata, Actinopteri, Cypriniformes, Danionidae. The record is from RefSeq and is a predicted model, not a curated record.
CGGAGUGUCCUGGACAUUACACAAACAGUCAGUCACUCUCAGCUCUCGCACACACUCCUCGCAGAGCUCAAGCCCUGGCUGAUUCUUCUCAAACAGGAAAACCAGGGAAGGGAAAGUGCACAAGAAGACCUGCAAUUUUAUGUUCUUCCUUUCUUUUUUUUCUACUGUUUGAGUUGGCCUUGGGUGAAUGGGUUGUCAUGGUGGCUGACACUGGCAGUCUGACCCCACAAGAAGACUGGAUGUUGAAUGGACAGAGAGCCGCCGUGGCCAGCCAGCGAAAGUAACAGGGAGUUAUCGGAGAAAGGGAAGAAAGGAGGAGGACGAGAAUGGAGGACGGUUUCUCCAGCUACAGCAGUCUCUAUGACACCUCCUCGCUGCUGCAGUUCUGCAAUGAUGACAGUGCCUCGGCAACGAGUAGUAUGGAGGUGACAGACAGGAUCGCCUCUCUGGAGCAAAGGGUUCAGAUGCAGGAGGAUGAAAUUCAGCUGCUAAAGUCAGCGCUGGCUGAUGUGGUGAGGAGAUUGAACAUCUCAGAGGAGCAGCAAGCCAUGCUCAACAAGAAAGGACCAACCAAAGAAGCAGCAGUGAGGAGAUGCUCUCCCUCCUCUGACAGCAGUGUUGGGAAGUCAGCAAGACCAAUGAUCGCAGCCCUGCCCCUGAGACCCACGGUCAACAACGGUACUGUCCUGCCUAAGAAGGGUGGCACACUGCCAUCACCCUCCAACUGCAAGAAGGACAACAACUCACCAGCAACCAGAAGCACUGUGAAGAGAACAAGUUCAUCUGAGCAUGUCGGUCCAAACAACAGGAAGGACAGUGGUGUGGACUCCAAAAACAACCGCACACGCGCCGGGUCCACUGGGAGCAAUUCCAGCGGCAAGAAAACCACAGAAACCAAGCAGAGAGAGCCUGUUUUCAGUGCAGGGAUGCGACGUGUGACACACUGCAAAGAUGAAGGGUAUGUCAAAAUGUAUUUGAAGGGACGACCCAUCACCAUGUACAUGCCCAAAGACCUGGUGGAUACUUAUUGCCUGGAAACUAAAGCUGACUUGCCUCCUAAAAAACUGAAGCUAGACUGGGUUUAUGGUUACCGGGGCCGCGACUGUCGAUCCAACCUGUACUUGCUCCCGACGGGGGAAACGGUUUACUUCAUUGCAUCUGUGGUGGUGCUGUAUAAUGUGGAUGAGCAACUGCAAAGACACUACACUGGACAUACUGAUGAUAUCAAGUGCCUCGCUGUCCAUCCUGAUAAAAUCACCAUAGCAACAGGACAAGUGGCUGGCACAUCCUCAGAUGGAAAACAGUUGGCUCCUCAUGUGCGCGUGUGGGACUCUGUGAGUUUGAACACUUUGCACAUCCUCGGAAACGGUUUCUUUGAUCGAGCGCUGGUCUGUCUCUCCUUCUCAAAAUCGAACGGUGGAAGCUGGUUGUGUGUUGUGGAUGACUCCAAUGACCACAUGCUCUCUGUGUGGGACUGGCAGAGGGAAGACAGACUCGCUGAAGUCAAGUGCUCCAAUGAGUCAGUGUUUGCUGCUGAUUUCCACCCGACAGAUGCUAAUAUAAUUGUAACAUGUGGGAAAUCACAUCUGUGCUUCUGGUCAUUAGAAAAGGGGUCUCUUGUGAAAAAGCAGGGUCUUUUUGAGAAACAAGAGAAGCCCAAGUUUGUAUUGUGUGUGACUUUUUCAGAAAAUGGCGACGCCAUCACUGGAGACUCGAGUGGAAAUAUACUUGUGUGGGGCAAAGGGUCUAACCGUAUUAGCUUGGCCAUUCAGGGAGCACAUGAAGCCAGCGUUUUUGCACUUUGCAUGUUGAGAAAUGGGACGUUGGUCUCGGGUGGGAAGGAUCGUAAACUCAUAUCAUGGGAUGAAAAUUUUCAGAAGAUUCAAACAGUGGAGGUGCCAGAGUUAUAUGGCCCUGUUCGCACUGUGGCUGAGGGACGGGGAGAAACGGUUCUUAUUGGCACCACCAAAAACUAUGUCCUACAAGGCAGUCUGAAUGGAGAGUUCAUACCCAUUACCCAGGGCCACACAGAUGAGUUAUGGGGCCUUACUAUCCAUCCUCUGAAGCACCAGUUCCUCACCUGUGGCCAUGACAAACACAUCUACCUGUGGGACUCAGACUCCCAUCAGCCGAUCUGGACCAAAACACUAGAGGACUCAGCUCAGUCGGCUGGAUUUCACCCCUCUGGGGCGACGGUGGCUGUAGGAAUGCAGACAGGCAGGUGGCUGGUGCUCGAUACUGAAUCGAAGGAUCUCGUCACGGUUCACACGGAUGGGAAUGAACAGCUGUCUGUGAUCCGCUUUUCUCCGGAUGGUAAUUUCCUCGCAAUAGGGUCUCACGACAACUACAUCUACAUUUAUGCUGUGGCAGAAAAUGGCAAGAAAUACAGCAGAGUUGGAAAGUGCUCAGGUCAUUCAAGUUUCAUCACCCAUCUGGAUUGGUCUGUGGAUUCUCAGUACUUGGUAUCCAACUCAGGGGACUAUGAGAUCCUGUACUGGAUUCCCUCUGUGUGUAAGCAAGUUGUGAGUGUGGAAACCACUCGGGAUAUUGAAUGGGCCACUUUCACUUGUACUCUGGGCUUCCAUGUUUUUGGAUUGUGGCCAGAUGGCUCAGACGGUACCGACAUCAAUGCUGUGUGCAGUUCAUAUGCAAAGAGACUGCUGGUGACUGGAGACGACUUUGGCAAAGUUCACCUCUUUUCAUUCCCCUGCUCUCAGUCCAGGGCGCCUAGUCACAUCUACAGUGGACAUAGCAGCCACGUCACCAAUGUUAACUUCCUGUUUGACGACAGCCACUUAGUCUCCACCGGAGGAAAGGACAUGAGUAUAAUGCAAUGGCGUGUGGUGUAACAUGACCACCACCACAUUGAACUUUCUUGAUUUUCUGGGAACAAGUGGCUUGGCAAAGCUAAAGCGGGGCCAUUGACUACAGACUAAAGUGGAGUCUCAGUUUUAUUCGCCUUUAAUUGUUAUCUCAGGACACCGAUAUUUGAAGUGACUCUGUUUUGACUGUCUCACCCACUCCCUAGGCUGUUAAAGAGAUGGAUUAGGAGGAAAACCCUUCUCUUUUGCUUUGAAUAACCAACUAAAAUAGCCGAUCUAAUGGACAAAUGUGAUGCCAAAGCACAUGAAGGAACAUAUUAGGAACAAUUUGUCCAAGUUCAGUAUAUGAUCAAAGCACUGACCAAUCCUAACACUGUAACAUCUAUUAACAGUAUCAAAAGACCUGUGUUUUAAACAAUUGCACGUUAAACAUUGUUUUAUACUGAAAUCUCUCUCCCUUAUCUUAUUAUUAUUAUUUAGCUUUUGCUGCCACCGGCUGGUAAGUAAGGGGACUGCAGCUACCUUCCCGCGUUUUAAAGGGGUGGUUCACCCAAAUUCCCCACUAUUUACUCACCCUCAAGUUGUUAUAAACCUUUAUAAGUUUCUUUCUUCUGUUGGACACAAAACAAGAUAUUUUGACGAAAGCUAAAACCUGCAAUCAUUACAAACCUAUAAUACGGAAGUCAAUGUUUCCAGGUCUCCAGCUUUCUUCAGGAUAUCUUCGUUUGUGUUUAGGAAAGGGAAGGAAAGGGAGAGUAAAUGAUGACGGAAUUGUCCUUUGAUUAUUUAAUACAUGUUAUUGUUUUCUCUAUUUAAAUUAAUAGAAAUAAAAAUAAUACUUAAUCAGCCAUCAAGGAUGAAAAAGUGACUGUACUGCAGAUUAAGACCAUUGAUCACUGGUUUAGUUCAAUCCUCACUCUGUUAUUUGCAUCAACUAGCUUAACUUGAACGUCAUAAUGUAGUGCACAUUUACAUUAGAGUUGAGCUCCAUUUUCAUAACCUCUGCUUGGGAAACAGGAUGGAACCGUUACCACCAAAUGACUGUAGUAUUAAUAAAACUAAGCAUGCACGAGUUUGUCACUGUCUAACCUAAUUUUGUUUUUCCAUAUUCGCUGUCAGAUGUGUGGCAAAAUAAAGAAAACUUUGUUUAGUUCUUCUGUUAAA